Bradysia coprophila is the source of this 735-nucleotide messenger RNA. RefSeq lists its product as uncharacterized. The record is from RefSeq and is a predicted model, not a curated record. Lineage: Eukaryota; Metazoa; Arthropoda; Insecta; Diptera; Sciaridae.
ACAAAUGCAAUCUCACAUCAAAGUUGUUAGUUCACCACGAUGGAUGCGUUCGCACUAAUUUCUUUAUCUGCGGUGUUACUUUCGAGUACAAGUUGUGUAAAUUCACUGGAAUUGAAAAGUGUUGAAGAAGGCAGCUGUGGUACAUAUCCUUCACUUCCUAUCAACAUGACUUGGUUAUUACAAAAUGCUGCAAAUAUAAAAUAUUUUGGCGGAGGUAGCAAGUACAAUGUAUAUUCGGCUACCGCUCAGCUCCCCAACUUGUUCCCUUCGCUGAGAGAAUUUGAGCUGUACUACGACUCGUGUUUCGAAGGUACUAUAAAUCUAUCAAGUGGAAUAGGCUCACUCUAUGGAUUCGGAGAACUGUUAGGUGAUUUCAAAAUCCGUCCAGGCGAUCCUGAAACUGAACCGACAGCUCUUUAUUUCGUUAAAAUUGGUCAGCCCCAGCUCACACUACGACAUCAAGUUACACUAACCGAUUACAAAAGCUUCAUUUUCUUCGCCAACUGUUGGACGGAUAGCAAUCAACGGGCAUGGAGUUUCGCAACGUUUAAACCGAAUCUAGACGAAGAAGCUAUACGAAUGAUUGAAGCACAUGCAGAGCAGUUAGGAUUUCAGAGGGAAAAUUUUGUUUUCUUCCGUUAUGACACUUGUCCAUCUUCUGAAGAAGAUGUCAGUCACAAUUAAAUUAUUACUUUUUUGGGAAUAAAUGGUUUUAAAAGAGGAUGUCACCUCCUA